GAGGCGGCGGCCGAGCCAGAGGCGGCGGCGGCGGAGGCGGCGGCGCUGGGGGGGGUGGGAGGGGGGGGAGCGCGCGAGGGCGUGAGUGGCCGAGUGAGUUGAGCCCGAUGAGGCGCUGAGAGGCCCCGGGCCUACCUCCGAGGAGCGGGGUCGCGGCGCCGGCCGAGCAGCGGGCCCCCUCCCGGCCCUCCCGCGCCUCCCGCUUCCCCGGGCCCGGCGGCGGCGGCGGCGGCGCGGCGCGGCGCUGAGGAGGCGGGGGAGCGAGUGUCCGGUCCCAGCCAUGGAGGGCAUGGACGUGGACCUGGACCCGGAGCUGAUGCAGAAGUUCAGCUGCCUGGGCACCACCGACAAGGACGUGCUCAUCUCCGAGUUCCAGCGGCUGCUCGGCUUCCAGCUCAACCCGGCCGGCUGCGCCUUCUUCCUGGACAUGACCAACUGGAACCUCCAAGCAGCUAUUGGCGCCUAUUAUGACUUCGAGAGCCCCAACAUCAGCGUGCCCUCCAUGUCCUUUGUCGAAGACGUCACCAUCGGAGAAGGGGAGUCGAUCCCUCCUGACACUCAGUUCAUAAAAACAUGGCGGAUCCAGAAUUCUGGGGCAGAGGCGUGGCCUCCAGGGGUUUGUCUUAAGUAUGUCGGGGGAGACCAGUUUGGACAUGUGAACAUGGUGAUGGUGAGAUCGCUAGAGCCCCAGGAGAUCGCAGAUGUCAGCGUGCAGAUGUGCAGCCCCAGCAGAGCAGGAAUGUAUCAGGGACAGUGGCGGAUGUGUACGGCUACGGGACUCUACUACGGAGAUGUCAUCUGGGUGAUUCUCAGUGUGGAGGUGGGUGGACUUUUAGGAGUAACGCAGCAGCUGUCGUCAUUUGAAACGGAGUUCAACACACAGCCACACCGCAAGGUAGAAGGAAACUUCAACCCGUUUGCCUCUCCCCAAAAGAACCGACAAUCAGAUGAAAACAACCUAAAAGACCCUGGGGGUUCCGGGUUCGACUCGAUCAGCAAAAACACAUGGGCUCCUGCUCCCGACCAAACCGAGCAAGAUGAGAAUAGACUCUCUCAGAACUCUGUAAACCUGUCCCCCAGCAGUCACGCAAACAACUUAUCAGUAGUGACUUACAGUAAGGGGCUCCACGGGCCUUACCCCUUCGGCCAGUCUUAAACCAGUGUCAGCAAGAAGGAAACUUAACACGAGACAGAAGGCCUGACUGCGGGGGGUGGGGGUGGGGAGGAGGGCGCGGGGCUCCUCUGGACCGCAGAAACCACGCACGCCACGGACCCCGGGCUCCGAGCCCCUCACCCCCUCCGCCAGAAGAAGAGGAAGAAGAACAGACUAGUUUUGAGUAAACGCAGUGUGCAUGUGUGAGUGCCGAGCGCAGGGAAUGGUGCGAGGCGCCCGGGCUCGCCCGCCGGGCCCCUUGGGAGGAGAGUGGGUGCUGGGGACAGGGGGAAGUAAGCCAUCUUUCUGGACACAAGCCGUUCCGCCCACCCACCGACCGCUGGUCGCUCUGGGCACGGGUUCGUUCCUCUGCCCAGCCCCUGGCCCACUGUUGUUCUGCUGGCCGCGGGGUCACAGACGCCUCGGAGGCUCGGGCGGGCGGGCGGGCGGACGCUGCGUGCCACGUGACUCGCGAUGCCUGUGACCCCAUUUGUUUUUCAUGGCAUCGGCCAAUGAGUUAUCGCCCCUGGCUUCCUCUUUCCCCUCUAAUCUCCUGUUGAUUUACACCCUUGACAUUUGUAUUCGUCAGCCCUGUGGCUCGUUCCCCUCCGCACCUCUCCGAAGACCAAACUUCCCUGUGAGGACAGGGGCUGGGGUGACGCAGGGCCCCUGGGUGCUGGGCGUGCGCGGGGGGGGCCCUGCUUCUCGUCCCCGCUUCCGCCCGCUGUGCUUUGUGGUGUUUCCACGGCCUGUUCUGGAAGUUGAACCGUGGAAGGGAUGAAAAUACAGCCCCGGGGGGGCGGGGGUUGGCCAAGGCCGCCGACUCCUGAUCUUGGAGACCACAUAGAGAUGGACCCCCACCCUGAACGGAUGCCAUCGGGGCAGGGGUCACCGCCCCCCCCCCCC
This is a messenger RNA of Sorex fumeus (smoky shrew), 2059 nucleotides long. It is a transcript of the gene ILRUN, whose product is annotated as inflammation and lipid regulator with UBA-like and NBR1-like domains. Gene Ontology annotation, biological process: macroautophagy. Gene Ontology annotation, cellular component: phagophore assembly site. The transcript is spliced from 5 exons. The coding region runs from base 281 to 1156 and encodes 291 amino acids. NCBI's taxonomy places the organism in Eukaryota, Metazoa, Chordata, Mammalia, Eulipotyphla, Soricidae. Gene Ontology annotation, molecular function: ubiquitin binding. The record is from RefSeq and is a predicted model, not a curated record.